Suillus subaureus is the source of this 339-nucleotide messenger RNA. RefSeq lists its product as uncharacterized. NCBI's taxonomy places the organism in Eukaryota, Fungi, Basidiomycota, Agaricomycetes, Boletales, Suillaceae. The record is from RefSeq and is a predicted model, not a curated record. The coding region runs from base 1 to 339 and encodes 112 amino acids. The transcript is spliced from 4 exons.
AUGGCGCUGUUGUUUUUCCUACUUGGCACCACACAUAAUGAUGAUCAUGACUCGCAUCAAUCCAUCGGAACUGAAACUAUUUGGAAUGCAGAGGCUCUAUACGGGCACCCUCAACUGACCACUACAUUCAUUUUCACAUCAGAUGGAACUCCAGGAUACAGACCCACGCAAUACAGAGCAUACCUCGUCGAUCCUAGGUUCCCAAAACAUGCAGAUGCACAAGCAGCUGUAUGCCUCCAAGCAUUGUCUCACGGUGCUGGAGAAUACAUGUGCGCGAGAGGAAAGGCUGUCGAGGCAAGAGUCAUGAUUCGGAGCUGGGGGUACAGGGGUAUGGGUUGA